Molecule: messenger RNA, 1731 nt
Organism: Rhinocladiella mackenziei CBS 650.93
Lineage: Eukaryota; Fungi; Ascomycota; Eurotiomycetes; Chaetothyriales; Herpotrichiellaceae
Exons: 4
Coding region: 1-1731 (576 amino acids)
Biological process (GO): transmembrane transport
Molecular function (GO): transmembrane transporter activity
Source: RefSeq, a predicted model, not a curated record
AUGAGUUUGGGCGACAGGAAACACCCUCCAGCCAGUGAUACCGAAGUUGGCACAUCUUCAGACAAGGCUCAAGUAUCCAGCCAAGAACCUGAACAACCUUCCGAAGACGUGCAACGAGGAGUUCAACAAGUUGAGGCCGUUACUUUAGCAUGGACUAAAAGGUCACUUAUUGUGGUAUUCAUCCUCAUGUUUCUCCUUUACUUUGUCAAUGCAUUCCAGUCUUCCAUCUUAUACAACCUCGUUCCGUUUGCCACGAGCGAUUUCGAAACUCACUCAUUGUUGACGGUCAUAUAUAUCGUCGCAAACGCCAUGUCGGCCGCAGUAUAUAUUCCCCUCGCCAAGAUGCUGGAUCUCUGGGGCCGUGCGGAAGGAUUUCUUGUCAUGAUUUUAUUCACCACUUUAGGUUUGAUCUUGAUGGCAUCAUGUAAUGGCCUCUCAACCUUUUGCGCCGCACAGGUCUUUUGGUCUGUCGGUGCCGGUGGUAUGAUUUACAGUGUCGACGUCAUCACCGCCGAUGCGUCAAAACUAAAGAAUCGAGGAUUGGCAUAUGCUUUCACAUCAUCGCCAUACAUUAUCACAGCUUUUGCUGGCCCAAAGGCAUCUGACGACUUUUAUUACCACAUCAGCUGGCGAUGGGGCUUUGGUUGCUUCGCAAUCAUCUUGCCGGUGGUAGCAGCGCCGUUGUUCUUUAUCCUAAAGCAUAACCUCCGCAAGGCAGAGAAGCAAGGUGUCCUGGUCAGAAAGAAAAGCGAUCGCACGUUGUGGCAGAAUGUCUGGCAUUACUUCGUCGAAUUUGAUUUGGUGGGAGUGAUUCUUUUCGCCGCCGGCCUUACCGUUUUCUUGCUACCGUUCACUCUUGCCGACACCGCGCCAGAUGGAUGGGGUUCGGGAUACAUUAUCGCGAUGAUCGUGGUAGGAUUUGUGGUCCUCUGUAUCUUUGGCCUUUACGAAAUAUUCCUGGCGAGAACACCAUUUUUGAACGUCCAUCUCCUGGCCAACCGAACUAUUAUCGGCGCUUGCUUGCUGGAUCUGACGUACCAGAUCUCCUACUAUUGCUGGAACAGCUACUUCACCUCUUUCCUCCAGGUCGUCUGCAACUUGACGCUGGCAGAGGCCGGAUACGUGGGUAGUACAUUCGACAUUGUUUCCGGCGUUCUCCUCUUGGGUGUGGGGUUUUUAAUCCGCAAAACCGGCUACUUCCGGUGGCUUCUGCUCAUUGCAGUUCCAAUCUACGUUCUGGCCCAGGGUUUGAUGAUCCACUUCCGACAGCCGAACCAAUAUAUCGGCUAUAUUGUCAUGUGCCAGAUAUUCAUCUCCAUCGGCGGAAGUAUUUUUAUCAUCUGCGAGCAAAUCUCAGUCUUGGCCGCCUCGGACCAUCAACACGUCGCCGCUGUCCUUGCCUUACUCUACGUUGUUGGAAACGUGGGCGGCGCAAUUGGCAACACGAUUUCCGGCGCCAUCUGGACAAACACGUUUGAAGAUGCCUUGACCAGAUAUCUUCCGACGUCUGCGCUGCCACAACUCGCGGACAUUUACAACGAUUUGGACACCCAGCUAAGCUAUCCUAUUGAUAGCCCGACGCGAAUCGGGAUUCAGAAGGCAUAUGGGUACGCGCAAGAACGAAUGCUCAUUGCCGGCACUGCUAUCAUUGCCUUGUCGUUCAUAUGGAUUCUCAUGAUCAAGAACAUUAAUGUUGCAAAGAUCCAGCAAGUAAAGGGUACUGUUUUCUAA